Molecule: messenger RNA, 423 nt
Organism: Stylonychia lemnae
Lineage: Eukaryota; Ciliophora; Spirotrichea; Sporadotrichida; Oxytrichidae
Source: the annotation of a GenBank genome assembly
AUGGAGGCGUUACUUUGCAAGAAAAGGAUGAAUGACCAAAGUUUUUACGGUAGAAAACUUUUCAUUUAAUAUGAGCCUGAUCUUGAAACUUUUGAGGAUACUAAGGAGAAAAUUGAAUGGCGACAGUCUAGAGUUACCAAUAGGCUAUUGGAAUUAUAAAAUUAGGAUAGAAAGAAAGAAUAUAUCUAGUAGAAGUAAGAAGAGUUUAAGCAUGAAGAGAUAAAAGAAGUGGAAAAAAUACUGAAAUAAAGCAAGAGUUUAAAGCAAUAGGUUUAUGAGGAAAAGCAAUAGUCAAAACUAGAUAGCAAUAAAAACUAAAUAUUUGACAAGAAAAGGAAAAUGAGAGAUUUUAACAAUAAACUUGGGGAUAGUAAGAAUUAUAGUAAAAAGAAUACUGGAAUGAAAAAGAGGAUAAAAAUUUGA